AUGGUCUUGAGAUUCUCCAAACUCGUGUCCCUGAGAACUAAAGACGUCUACAGGAGAGUUGAAAGGGCAAUCAAAGAGUUUUCGGAGAAUCUCCAACGUGAAGUUCAUCAAACCCCGCAGUUACCAUCUCGGACCCCCAAACCAGCCUAUGCCAGAGUUCCUGCUCAGAAUAACGGAGGCAGGCCCAAGGUCUUUGUCCGUGACUUUUCUACAUAUUCACCUCCACAUUGGCGCUAUUCGUUCAGAUUAACACCACAUAGGCCCAUCGUGCAUCCGCUCAAAAGAUCGUCACAGGUUUUGAGAACGUUAAAUCACGGAUUCGUGUUCAAGAACUUUUCAGAAACUUACCAAAACAGCUUCCGUUUGAAAAUGUACCACCAGGGCUUGAGAAUGACCUACAAGUUGUUUUUCCUGAAUUUGAGAGCUUUCCACAAGUCCUCGGCUAGUUACAAGAUUGCAAAACCCAUGGCUCGUGCUGAAGCAGUGGACAGUAACAAUGACUCCGUUAGCAGCCAUCUUGAUUUUCCAGUCAACUUUAGCAUAGGCGUUCACAACAAGACAUAUCUCACAGGAGACGUGUUGGAUGACAUAUUCUUUAGCAUUGCCGCUUUCCAGAACAAACUCAAUGAAGUAAAGAGCAAUUUGAAAAAGGUUUUUGAGUUGGGAGAACUCCCCAUUCAAUACCUCGCGGAAGCCAAAGUGCUUCGUGUAUAUUUCCCCAACUGUGAUAAGGAGAGGUUGGAGAACUUGUGCAGGGAAAAAGAGGUUACUGCAGGUGUGAUUGUGGAGAAAGCUACGAGUGCUGAGGCUUCUCGCCAAGCUCCCAUGAGUCCAACUUUUGAAGACAUUCUGAGUGGUAGUUUUGACUUUAGCUGCAGUAGCGACGACAUCUUGAGUUCCAGCUCAAGUGAGCUAGACAUUCAUUUGACAGACAGUGUAGUUCGGCCGGUCCAAGUUGCUGUUGAUGGGAAUGUGAGCAUCAACGAAGAAUACCACUGGGUAUCUAUUUAA
This is a messenger RNA of Lodderomyces beijingensis, 1011 nucleotides long. NCBI's taxonomy places the organism in Eukaryota, Fungi, Ascomycota, Pichiomycetes, Serinales, Debaryomycetaceae. The record is from the annotation of a GenBank genome assembly.